Symbiodinium natans is the source of this 3492-nucleotide messenger RNA. The record is from the annotation of a GenBank genome assembly. NCBI's taxonomy places the organism in Eukaryota, Dinophyceae, Suessiales, Symbiodiniaceae.
AUGACCAAGGCCGAGCAGAAGAAAUCCGUGCAGUUCACCCGCAUGUGCAAGUUCUGGCGGACGAACGAAUGCAAGAUGGGGACAGGCUGUACGUUUGCCCAUGACACUGCCGAGUUGCGGCCGAGCCCAAAGCCAUGCUUUGAGUUCUCCAAGACUGGUUGUUGCGUGCGCGGGAAGGCAUGCAGAUUCGUUCACCUGGCGGAUGGCAAUGAUGUCAAGAAGAGCGGUGGCAAAUCCAGCGGCUUGCGCGUAAGCGUGCAGCAGGCGGGUGCCGGGCAACAUCCGCUUGCUCCCGCCAGCGUGUGGCCGAUGGCAUUUGCACCUUAUGUGCCAGCUGGCCUGAGCACUCAGGUGCCGGAACUCGGCCACAUGCUGCCCCCGCUCCAGCAAAGCGUUGUCCCGAGCCCCUGCUUCCGCCCGCCACCUGGACUAGAAGACGCGGGCCUGAUGGGUGUUGGGGGAAAUGGUGCGUGCUCCACGGUGAAGUUGAUGGACGGAGGGUCGCGCCGCUCCAGUUUCAGCGAUGCCCCGCUGGGUUUGGAGCAUCUUCUGUCAAUCCCCAAGGCAGACCCGGACGAUUUGGCCACGCACAGCUGGACGUCGACCAUGAGAUCGGCCUGUGCCCCUGCGGGCAUGACCGUGCACACGGUGCGGUCUUGCACAUCCUUCCUAUGGUUGUCCCUGCGGAUGGCGGGGACGCUUGCUGAGCAGAAGAAAGCCGUGCAGUUCACCCGCAUGUGCAAGUUCUGGCGGACGAACGAGUGCAAGAUGGGGACGGACUGCACGUUUGCCCAUGACACUGCCGAGUUGCGGCCGAGCCCAAAGCCAUGCUUCGAGUUCUCCAAGACUGGCUCCUGCGUGCGCGGGCAGGCAUGCAGAUUCGUUCACCUGGCGGAUGGCAAUGGUGGCAAGAAGAGCGGCGGCAAAUCCAGCGGCUUGUGCGUAAGCGUGCAGCAGGCGGGCGCCGGGCAACAUCCGCUUGCGGGCGCCAGCGGGUGGCCGAUGGCAUUUGCGCCUUAUGCGCCAGCUGGCGUGAGAACCCCGAUGCCGGAACUCGAUCACAUGCUGCCCCCGCUCCAGCCAAGCGUUGUCCCGAGCUCGUGCUUCCGCCCACCACCAGGACUAGGAGACGCGGUCUUGAUGGGUGUUGGGGGCAAUGGCCUGUGCUCCGCCGUGAAGUUGAUGUCGGACGGAGGGUCGCGCGGCUCCAGUUUCAGCGAUGCCCCGCUGGGUUUGGAGCAUCUUCUGUCAAUCCCCAAGGCAGACCCUGACGAUUUGGCCACGCACAGCUGGACGUCCACCAUGUGCCUGAGCUCUACACCAACGAGCUUCAGUGAGUCGGACGGUGCAGGUGUCCGAAAUCACAAGGCACAGAGGGAGAUCGGAAAGGCCGAGCAGAAGAAAGCCGUGCAGUUCACCCGCAUGUGCAAGUUCUGGCGGACGAACGAGUGCAAGAUGGGGACGGACUGCACGUUUGCCCAUGACACUGCCGAGUUGCGGCCGAGCCCAAAGCCAUGCUUCGAGUUCUCCAAGACCGGCUCCUGCGUGCGCGGGCAGGCAUGCAGGUUCGUUCACCUGGUGGAUGGCAAUGGUGGCAAGAAGAGCGGCGGCAAAUCCAGCGGCUUGCGCGUGAGCGUGCAGCAGGCGGGCACCAGGCAACAUCUGCUUGCGGGCGCCAGCGCGUGGCCGAUGGCAUUUGCACCUUAUGCGCCAGCUGGCGUGAGCACCCCGAUGCCGGAACUCGACCACAUGCUGCCCCCGCUCCAGCCAAGCGUUGUCCCGAGCCCCUGCUUCCGCCCGCCACCCGGACUAGAAGACGCGGGCUUGAUGGGUGUUGGGGGAAAUGGUGCGUGCUCCACCGUGAAGUUGAUGGACGGAGGGUCGCGCCGCUCCAGUUUCAGCGAUGCCCCGCUGGGUUUGGAGCAUCUAUUGUCAAUCCCCAAGGCAGACCCUGACGAUUUGGCCACGCACAGCUGGACGUCGACCAUGUGCCUGAGCUCUACACCAUCGAGCUUCAGUGAGUCGGCCCUGCUCGAAGUGAGAGACGACGUACGUGGUUUGAUUUUCGGUUGCCUGCGAGAGUUCCAACAGCAACUGAUGGAGUGCGGUGCCAUGAACGCCGAGCAGAAGAAAUCCGUGCAGUUCACCCGCAUGUGCAAGUUCUGGCGGACGAACGAGUGCAAGAUGGGGACGGACUGCACGUUUGCCCAUGACACUGCCGAGUUGCGGCCGAGCCCAAAGCCAUGCUUCCAGUUCUCCAAGACCGGCUCCUGUGCGCGCGGGCAGGCAUGCAGAUUCGUUCACCUGGUGGAUGGCAAUGGUGGCAAGAAGAGCGGCGGCAAAUGCUUGCGCGUGAGCGUGCAGCAGGUUGGCGCGGCGGUCGCCAGGCAACAUCCGCUUACGGGCGCCAGCGCGUGGCCGAUGGCAUUUGCACCUUAUGCGCCAGCUGGCGUGAGCACCCCGAUGCCGGAACUCGGCCACAUGCUGCCCCCGCUCCAGCCAAGCGUUGUCCCGAGCCCCUGCUUCCGCCCGCCACCCGGACUAGAAGACGCGGGCUUGAUGGGUGUUGGGGGAAAUGGUGCGUGCUCCACCGUGAAGUUCAUGGACGGAGGGUCGCGCCGCUCCAGUUUCAGCGAUGCCCCGCUGGGUUUGGAGCAUCUAUUGUCAAUCCCCAAGGCAGACCCUGACGAUUUGGCCACGCACAGCUGGACGUCGACCAUGUGCCUGAGCUCUACACCAUCGAGCUUCAGUGAGUCGGACGGAGACGACGUACGUGGUUUGAUUUUCGAUUGCCUGCGAAAGUUCCAACAGCAACUGAUGGAGUGCGGCCGAGCAGAAGAAAUCCGUGCAGUUCACCCGCAUGUGCAAGUUCUGGCGGACGAACGAGUGCAAGAUGGGGACGGCACGUUUGCCCAUGACACUGCCGAGUUGCGGCCGAGCCCAAAGCCAUGCUUCCAGUUCUCCAAGACCGGCUCCUGUGCGCGCGGGCAGGCAUGCAGAUUCGUUCAUCUGGUGGAUGGCAAUGGUGGCAAGAAGAGCGGCGGCAAAUCCAGCGGCUUGCGCGUGAGCGUGCAGCAGGCGGUCGCCAGGCAACAUCCGCUUGCGGACGCCAGCGCGUGGCCGAUGGCAUCUGCACCUUAUGCGCCAGCUUGCGUGAGCACCCCGAUGCCGGAACUCGGCCACAUGCUGCCCCCGCUCCAGCCAAGCGUUGUCCCGAGCCCCUGCUUCCGCCCGCCACCCGGACUAGAAGACGCGGGCUUGAUGGGUGUUGGGGGAAAUGGUGCGUGCUCCACCGUGAAGUUGAUGGACGGAGUGUCGCGCCGCUCCAGUUUCAGCGAUGCCCCGCUGGGAUUGGAGCAUCUAUUGUCAAUCCCCAAGGCAGACCCUGACGAUUUGGCCACGCACAGCUGGACGUCGACCAUGUGUCUGAGCUCUACACCAUCGAGCUUCAGUGAGUCGGACGGUCCUGAAGGGACAUCUUUUUGGUUGUGA